Molecule: messenger RNA, 1917 nt
Organism: Hibiscus syriacus
Lineage: Eukaryota; Viridiplantae; Streptophyta; Magnoliopsida; Malvales; Malvaceae
Product: GATA transcription factor 26-like
Exons: 8
Coding region: 303-1904 (533 amino acids)
Biological process (GO): regulation of DNA-templated transcription
Molecular function (GO): sequence-specific DNA binding; zinc ion binding
Source: RefSeq, a predicted model, not a curated record
UGUUUAUUACACUGAUUAAAAGGACAUAAAAGCUCUUCUGGGUAUUUUUCAUUUCCUGGGUUUGUUGCUUUCUUCUGCAAACUAGAUUAGCUUUCUGGGUUGUUGCAGAAAAACCUCUAAUACCCAGUUCAAUAUGUCAUAUAAAGCUUGAAGAAAUCAAUUAAAUUUAUAUAAAGCGCUUUCAAUUUUUAGUUAAAGAUUUUGCCAAUAAAUAGAUAUUUUUACUCUCUUUUUCACCAAUUUUUUAUUCUGUUCUUUUAACUUAUUUUUCUUCCCUUGAGAAAAAAGAAAGAAAGAAAGAUAUGGGCAAACAAGGUCCAUGCUAUCAUUGUGGAGUUACAAGUACUCCUCUUUGGCGCAAUGGACCUCCGGAGAAGCCAGUAUUGUGUAAUGCAUGUGGAUCGCGGUGGAGAACAAAAGGAACACUUGCCAAAUAUACCCCACUUCAUGCUCGGGCAGAACCUGAGGAUCAUCUGGCUUCCAGAGUGAAGAGCAUAUCUAUAAAUAAGAACAAAGAAGUGAAACUGCUGAAAAGAAAGUCAAAUGAUUGUACAACUAUUGUUUCCCCUGAUUAUAACCUGGGUUUUCGUAAAUUUGUGGAUGAAGAUACUAGUAAUAGAUCAAGCUCUGGAUCAGCCAUUUCUAAUUCUGAAUGCUGUGCACAAUUUGGCUGUGCAGAUGGUAGUGACUUGACAGGGCCUGCUCAAUCUAAUGUGUGGGACUCAAUGAUACCUUCUAAGAAAAGAACAUGUGUAAAUCGUCCAAAGCCAUCUCCAGUGGAGAAACUUACAAAAGAUCUAUAUACUAUUUUACAUGAACAACAGUCUUCGUAUAUCUCUGGAUCUUCUGAGGAAGAUUUGCUUCUCGAGAGUGAGACUCCCAUGGUUUCUGUUGAGAUUGGACAUGGAAGCAUUCUGAUUAGACAUCCGAGCUCAAUAGCUCGAGAAGAAGAAUCAGAAGCUAGCUCACUCUCAUUUGAAAACAAACAAUAUUCAAUGAAUGAGGCUUAUUCACAUUCAUCAAGCUUCCCUGCAUAUAGUGAUAUCAAGGGCAUCAAAUUUUCAGGACAUGGAAUUGAGAAGGUGAAGAACCCUGCUGGACAGGGGAUGCUGCAUGAGCAACUUAAGAGAGACCAGGUUCAACACGAAAAAUUAGUUAUGCUGGAAAGUCAUAAUUCACCACUGUGUAACAUAGAUUUGAGUGAUAUUAUCAACUUUGAGGCAUAUGUGAAGCAUUUAACAAAAGACGAACAGAAGCAGUUAUUGCGGUAUCUACCUCCACUUGACAUUGCCAAACUCCCCGAGAGCCUCAAAAACAUGUUUGAAAGCCCUCAAUUCAAGGAUAACUUAUGUUACUUUCAGCAACUGCUCGAGGAAGGGGUGUUUGAUAUCUCUGUUCCUGGGGUGAAAGCUGAAGAUUGCAAGACUUUAAAACGAGUUGCAUUAUUUAAUUUGACGAAAUCUCACUGGGUGGAACGCUGUCAUGAACUCAAGAAAUGUAAAAGGAAUGUUGGAGGGUCGGUUCUUGCUAGAGGACCAAAUGCCAUUACAUUGCAUACUUCGGUAACUUCGAAGAGAUCACAUGACAGUCAAAUUGCAGAAGCAAGGACUUUAAAGAGUCCAAAAAGAGGGAUCAUGAAGGCUGCUUAUGAAAACAAGGAACUCAGAGACAACGAUGGUUCUUGCUUUAGCCCGAGAAGCCUGUUUGCAUUGCCUCCUGAUGGCAGCUCGCUGGUGUUGCACUCUCUCGGUUUUGUUGAUGAACGUUCAGACCAAGAUUUGCUGCUGGAUGUGCCACCCAAUGGCUCAUUCCCACAGGCAGAACUGCUUCAUCCUAAUUCAAGUUUUGGGCAGCAGGAAAGCACUAGCAGUCACUCGGCACACUCACAUCUUGUCCAUCCCUAGCAGUGGGUUGUUA